This is a messenger RNA of Phytophthora sojae, 1260 nucleotides long. Its product is annotated as protein kinase. The transcript has a single exon. Lineage: Eukaryota; Oomycota; Peronosporomycetes; Peronosporales; Peronosporaceae. The record is from RefSeq and is a predicted model, not a curated record. Bases 1 to 1260 code for a protein of 419 amino acids. Gene Ontology annotation, biological process: protein phosphorylation. Gene Ontology annotation, molecular function: protein kinase activity; ATP binding.
AUGGACUCGUUGAGCGUCGUCCGACCCCUGGCCGCCGCUAUCUACGGGCGCGUGAUGCUGGUGCGCCACCGCACGUCCGGCCGCUACUACGCGCUCAAGGUCAUGAGUCGGCCGCACGUGAAAGCUCGUCGCGCCGUGACGGGGCCCUUCGUGCAAGAGGACGGGGACACGGAGCUGCAGAUCCUGCGGAAGCUCGGGCGGAAUCUCGUCUACUACUCGACGGGCGGCAAGAAGACUCGAGACAACCAGGAGGAGGAGCAGGAGCAUGAGGAGCAAGAAGCAGACUGUAGCUGGAGUGUGAGCCCCGUGUGGUGCAACGGGGCCGAGGACGACACCCGCGCAGCCUCGGGAGGCGACCGCCACUUGCUCACGCUCCAACAGGACUUCGUGGACUGCGCCACCAACACGCGCUGCCUCCUCUUCGACUACUGCCCGUACGGAGACUUGUUCGCUCACGUGAGCGCCCAAACGGACAGCGACGGCCGACCGCGUGGCCUGCCGCUGGCGAUGGCGCGCGCGUGCUUCCAGCAGAUUGCGAGCGCUGUCGGCUUCCUGCACGCGCGCAACGUGGCGCACCGCGACCUGUCGCUGGAGAACGUGCUGCUCGACAGCUUCCGACGCUGUCGGUUGGCCGAUUUUGGACUUGCCAGUGCUACUGGAUCUCGCUGCUUCGGCGCGCGGGUGGGCAAGAUUUUGUACAUGGCCCCGGAGGUCGUCUCUCGCCCUGCCUACCGACCCGACACAGGACCCAACAGCGUGAGCGCGGGGGCGGACGUGUGCUACGACGCACUGCGCGCAGAUAUCUGGUCGCUGGGGGUCAUUUUGUUCAUUUUGGUGACCGGGAUCCCGCCCUUCGAGAAGGCGAGCGACGUCGAUGCGAGAUUCCGCCUCGUGUCCAAGCCCGGGGGGUCGGUGUGCGCCUUGCUGCGUCAGUGGGGACACGAAGACCGACUACCACGAGAACUCUGCGCUCUGCUAGACUGGAUGCUGCGUGUGGACCCCCGACAACGACCUUCAGCGGACCACGUGCGAGCACAUGAUUGGCUUCAAGCGACGAAUGUCCCGCAACAGCAGGCGAAGCAGAGUCCUCGGUGGAGCGGCCACGGAGAAAAGCGGCCGAGUGCAGAGCCCGAAGAGGAAGAGGACGGAGAGAACCAAGAGCCACAGCAGUUGGCGGGCGCGGCCAAGAAUACGAAUUCGGACAAGUCGUGGUCCUGGAGCAGCCCACGCAGCAACAAGCGAGUGAAGCGCACAGGGUAG